Messenger RNA from Dibothriocephalus latus, 483 nucleotides. The record is from the annotation of a GenBank genome assembly. NCBI's taxonomy places the organism in Eukaryota, Metazoa, Platyhelminthes, Cestoda, Diphyllobothriidea, Diphyllobothriidae.
AUGCGUCGGUAUGGCGAGCUGCAGAGCCAGCGAGGCAAUUUUCAGGAGGAGGAGGAAGAGGAUGAGGAGAUUAUGGUCAACACAAUCAAAGCCCUUAUAAAACUCAAAAUUGGUUGUAUGAAGGGCAAAACCGCUGUCUCUGGGUUGUACCACAUAAUCAAAGAAAGGGAGCUGACAGUGAAAGUCUUCAUGAUCUUUGAGGCUGUGGGAAGUGCAUUUAUUGGCCUCAAUCGUCAAAAGACAUCGACCGGCCGUGCUUGGAAGGCUGACAGGAAUACCAUCUGGUCCUGGACUAUGCGGUUGACGACAACAACGAAUGGCUACAGCCACGUCUCAGCGGGUAAAUCUUAUGGUUUCGGGGACGGCAUUCGUCCAAGCCUGGAUGGUCGGAAGUGCAGCGACCGAGUUUUCACUAUUUGUUCCGGAUACGAACGCACUGAAGCUAUCAGUGAUCAACUGAGCGUCAACUAUGGGAUUUCCUAA